AAAAUAUAAGUUGGUAAUUAUUCUUGAUACUCCCCAGUCGGUAGUUGUCAUUCAACAGCAAUUCGUUUUUAAUAAAACAGCAACAAUUGAGGUAGAACAUAAUUCCAAAAAAAGAUGAAUAGCUCCGAUCUAGAUGACCUGGAUCUCUUUCAAGAGGUCACAAUUGAAAACAAUUCCGACGAGGAUAGCGAUAUUGAAGAUUAUUUCUAUACCUGUCACAUUAGACGUUUGCCGCCACCGCAUCGGCGCCAACCACCGACGGAAGAAAAGCCGGUUAAUUUCGAAAACUAUAUUGAAAGUCAUUAUGGCAACUCAAUUAAAAUUUUGGAUCGCAACACAUUUUCUGAGAUCAAACUCCCUGUUAUCAUCGUUUUCAAUCAUUUCCGUGAAAAAUGUUCCCAUCACAGCAAGUGGUUGGAUAUGCUGCACAAGGCCGGUCUACAGUAUAAGGAUCAAAUUGAAUUCAUUGUGGCCGAUAUCUAUGAUAUUGAUAUCAUAUUUCCCAAUCACAAUCCCUUGAAUUUCUUUUGUGCCUCCGAGAAACCGGAAAAAGAAACACCCCACAUAUUUGCCCUGAAUCCAAAGAAACAUUUAUACCAACAUCAAGAUGUCAUGAAUACCACAGAGGAGAAUCUUUUGGAGCUUUGCGAAAAUCUAUUAAAUGGUAGUCUCUAUCCCUCACAACAGCCCAGGAAAGACGAUGGUAAAUUGGUAAAAAUAUGUGUCCAUGAGAAUUAUGAGGAAAUGAUAACUAAAUCUCCCCGAGACAUCUUACUUGUGGUUGCUUGGGAUGACUAUGAAAUAUGUUCGAUGCUUAAAGGAUUAAAUUAUGAAAAGAUGGCCCAAGAAAUACAACAAUACAAUGUUGAUCUUAUCUUCAUAAAUGCCGCCGAAAAUUAUGUACCCAUGGAACUCCGAAAAUUCUCAUAUCCAGUGGAAUAUUUUAUACCUCAUGAAGAUAAACAGUGUUUUAUACACUCCAAAGGUUAUACUACCCCAAGGUCUUUGAUGGCAUUUGUACGGGACAAUUUAACGCCCCAGGGUCAACGUUUAAGGCAACAAGAAGUGGCAGCCAGAAAAUUCCAUCAUUUCAAAUUGCCUGAUAAUCAGAAAAUGGAUUUGGAAUCAUUGGAGGACUAUUUGUUUGCAAAAUAUCCCAAAACCAUGAAAAUAUUUCAUAAUUUACCAACUACGCCUAUGUGUGCUCUAAUAUUUCUAAUGGAUUUCAAAAACAAGGGAAUUGAAUAUUAUCUGUCCUACCUACAAACUAUACAUCAAAUGGCGGCCUCGAAGGCCUUUUAUUCUCUGGAUUUUUAUAUUGGUGAUCUCUGUCAAAUUAAUCAAAUACUACCCCAGUGGUACUGUAAAGAUCUGGAAAUCCACAACAACGGCCAUCGGGAGUUCUUCAUAGCCAUUGACAGACAAAAAUGGAAAUAUAAAUUCGAUGCGAAUGUUCUGAAGUUGCCAUCAGCAUUAUUUUAUUAUACACAAAAAAUCUACCUCUCCACUUUGUUCUAUUCCGAAGCUCCAGAGACUGGGGCGAGGCAAAUGAUAAAAAUGUGUACCGCCCACAAUAUUCGCCAUUUAAUCACCACCUCAAAAAAGGAUAUUUUCCUUACAAUAUACCGCAGUGAUUGUGAACGAUCUUCAAAGGUUUUGGAAUAUCUUGAAGAAAUAGUUGGUCAAGAUAUUAAAGAAAUGGAUAUUCGUUUAAUAAAAAUAGAUGCCAAUCUAAAUUCCAUACCAAUCGAAUAUUCAUGGUCGGAAUAUCCAAUACAUUAUUAUGUUUCCGUUUCGCAUAGAGAUGAGAACACCUGUCGUUAUAGUAUAAGUUUGGAUGUAAGCAAGGAAGAGGUUUUAAGUUUCAUUGCCAAGCAAAAAUAACUGAAAUAAAAAGAAUAAACAAUAAAAUGUGUACUUAUAUAUUUAUUUAAAAGUUGUUUGUUAUACCCUCCACCAAAGUAUGGAGGGUAUAUUAAAUUUGUCAUUCUCGAAAUAUACAUUUUAGACCCCACAAAGUAUAUAUAUUCUUGAUCAGCAUAAAAUUCUAUGUCCGUCUGUGGAAAUCACUCUAGCUUCCGAACGAAAUGAAGUCAGUUGAUAAAAUUUUACUUAAAUGUAUAUUAUG
This is a messenger RNA of Musca domestica (house fly), 2128 nucleotides long. RefSeq lists its product as uncharacterized. The coding region runs from base 115 to 1884 and encodes 589 amino acids. Lineage: Eukaryota; Metazoa; Arthropoda; Insecta; Diptera; Muscidae. The transcript has a single exon. Gene Ontology annotation, molecular function: protein disulfide isomerase activity. Gene Ontology annotation, biological process: response to endoplasmic reticulum stress; protein folding. The record is from RefSeq and is a predicted model, not a curated record. Gene Ontology annotation, cellular component: endoplasmic reticulum.